AUGCUGUUCAACAAGUCCAUCAUCGCCUUCGCCGUCAUGGCCCUGGCCAACGUCGUGGCUGCUGGUACCGGCACCCUCCAGACCCCCGCUUGUGUCCUCGAGAUCAUUGGUGGCACCGACAACCCCGGCGACUCCAAGGCUAUCUGUGGCGCCGACGCCAGCAAGAUCCAGGCGCAGAUCGCCAAGGAAUGCGGCGACAAGGAUGUGAAGUUCUUCGUCAACAACUGCGCCCAGCUCGGCCACAAAGUUGAGACCGUUAGCACCACCGGAGAGCACACUGCCACCGGCACCUCUGGCGCCGCCACUGCCUCUGGUUUCGUCACCGCUGCCUCCUCCGGUCACCCUGCUACCCAGACUGGUUCCUCGGCUCAAGCUACUGGUACCUCCAGCUCCGGCUCCGGCUCCAGCUCUGGUUCUGGCUCUAGCACUGGUUCGUCCUCUGCCUCUGGCACUGGCUCCGCUGGUUCGUCUCCUUCGCCUACCUUCAACGCCGCUGCCUCUGAUCGCAAGUUCGAUGCCACCACUUUCGCUGCCGCGGUCUUCAUCGGUGCGGCCGCUUUGCUGUAA
Penicillium salamii is the source of this 567-nucleotide messenger RNA. The record is from the annotation of a GenBank genome assembly. Lineage: Eukaryota; Fungi; Ascomycota; Eurotiomycetes; Eurotiales; Aspergillaceae.